Molecule: messenger RNA, 1294 nt
Organism: Lipotes vexillifer (Yangtze River dolphin)
Lineage: Eukaryota; Metazoa; Chordata; Mammalia; Artiodactyla; Lipotidae
Gene: ANKRD9
Product: ankyrin repeat domain 9
Exons: 3
Coding region: 256-1200 (314 amino acids)
Molecular function (GO): protein binding
Source: RefSeq, a predicted model, not a curated record
GGGCGGCGGCGGCACCCUCCCGUCCGUCUGUCCUGGGAGCUUCGCCUGCGCGCCGACCCGCGGGGGGCCAGCAAGCUUUCCGGCCCGCAGCGGGGGCGGGGACGCCAGGCCAGCGGCCCCUCCGAACCCCACGAUGAGGAAGCUGAGGCUCAGGCAACAGUAAUACACCCGCCUACACAGAACUAGGUAAUCGCGGUGCGCUAGCCAGGUGGUCGGCCCCAGGCCCAUGCCGUGAGACCGGGAGGCGCCGCCAGCAUGCCGUGGGACGCGCGGCGGCCUGGGGGCGGCGCGGACGGCGGGCCUGAGGGCGCGGGCGCAGCGCGCUCACGGGCGCAGAAGCAGUGCCGCAAGUCGUCGUUCGCUUUCUACCAGGCCGUUCGCGACCUGCUGCCCGUGUGGCUGCUAGAGGACAUGCGCGCCAGCGAGGCCUUCCACUGGGACGAGCGUGGGCGCGCCGCCGCCUACUCGCCUUCGGAGGCGCUGCUCUACGCCCUCGUGCACGACCACCAGGCGUAUGCGCACUACCUGCUGGCCACGUUCCCGCGGUGCGCGCUCGCGCCGCCCAGCGCCGGCUUCCGCUGCUGCGCGGCACCCGGGCCGCACGUGGCGCUGGCCGUGCGCUACAACCGCGUGGGCAUCCUGCGCCGCAUCCUGCGCACAGUGCGCGACUUCCCGGCCGAGGAGCGCGCACGCCUGCUCGACCGGCGAGGCUGUAGCCGCGUGGAGGGCGGCGGCACGUCGCUGCACGUGGCCUGCGAGCUGGCGCGCCCCGAGUGCCUCUUCCUGCUGCUCGGCCACGGCGCCUCGCCCGGCCUGCGCGACGGCGGCGGCCUCACGCCGCUCGAGCUGCUGCUGCGUCAGCUGGGCCGUGAUGCCGGGGCCGCCCCCACCGUCGGGGCGCCUGCGCCCGGGGAGCCGCGCCAGCGCCGCCUGUUGCUGCUGGACUUACUGGCGCUGUACACGCCCGCAGACGCCGCCAGCCCGGCCCGCCGCGAGCUGCUGGGCGACCGGCCGCGCUGGCAACGGCUGCUGGGCGAGGACAAGUUCCAGUGGCUGGCGGGCCUGGCGCCACCCUCGUUCUUCGCGCGUGCCAUGCAGGUGCUGGUCACCACCAUCUCGCCCGGCCGCUUCCCCGAGGCGCUGGACGAGCUGCCGCUGCUGCCCUUCCUACAGCCGCUGGACCUCACGGGCAAGGGCUAGACCGCGGGGGCACCCCGGGUGCUGGAUUUUUGGAGAAUACUAUUUUUCAGAGCGUUGUACCCGGCACUUUACAUAUAUUGUUCUCUGGACAGCA